Salmo salar (Atlantic salmon) is the source of this 4857-nucleotide messenger RNA. NCBI's taxonomy places the organism in Eukaryota, Metazoa, Chordata, Actinopteri, Salmoniformes, Salmonidae. The record is from RefSeq and is a predicted model, not a curated record.
ACAGUAAUUGCUAACUAACGUUAGCUAGCUGAGCUACUCUAUUUGAUCUGAGCCACUAGUCUUAUGACAAACAAUAGGCAACUCCAUGUACAGAUAAUUCAUGUAUUUCAAUCAAUGCGCCCUUGCAAGUGGCAUAUUUGCCGUCAAUAUAGACUUCAAUACAUAGUUGGCUAGCAAGAUGAUUUGGCUACUUGGUGGUACUCACUAUUCGUUUAUGUUGUGUGCCAAGUCUCAUUGGAUCUAACAUUACUGCAGUGAGAUGCAAGUUAGGAUUGUCAGGUAGCCUGAGGCUAGUUUUAUAAACUGUGUGGGGGUAAUUCAGGACACAAAGCACCCAUUAGGUGUUGUGGUGUAAUAAACAUUCAUUUUUACAUGCAGACAUAGGGAAGUAGUGUGGGUGGACUCCCUUGGUCAGUUGGUAUAGGCCUGACGUUACACUUGGAAUCACCACUAUCUAAUAUUACAGAACGUAUUUCCUCAGAAUAUUCCCAUUCUCACUUUGAUUUAUAGGCUUAAGGAGAUAGGCCUGGUCAGCUACUUGGAAAUUACUAGGUCUAGCCAAACUAUAUUUAAGUUGACCCUGGGUGUCACCCAGAUAGCUAGUUUAGUUGGUGUGAGAUGGAUGUAGAUAUAAAGCCAGAGGAGGAGGAGGUGGGGAUAUCCCCAGCUGUCAUUUGGUCUGACACUUUUGAUGCAGGUUAUUCAUGUGCCGAAAAUAGAUAUGACACAGCAAAACAACGUCUUAUUUGUAAUCGGUUAGAAGAUACAAAAUCAAAUGAUAGCGAGAUUAAAAUGAAAUCAACAAAAGUUGGUGCGCCACUUCAAACAGCUGUAAAUGUGGGUGGUAUAGGUGUUGUUCGUGUUCACACAGAACAGGAUAGCCCAAGCACCUCUGUAGGGAAUGUAAUCAAAGAGGAGCCAUGUUUUUACAUGUCACCCAGUGAUAUUCAGAUUGGAAAAGUAUGUACCUUGUCUCGGUCUGUCCUGGUCAGCAACAUUAAACAGGCAAAUGUGAUGUCCUUUGCAGAGAAAGUGGUGAAAAACUGCUACCCCUUGUGUAAAGAAAUAGGUGUGGAAUUUGAUGUGAGAUCCAAACCACUAUCCAAAACAAAACUUGACUCACAGUUACUGACUAAUGGUGUAAUGUAUGAGGUUCAUAAGUUUGCAAAAAAUACAAAAAGGAGUUAUACGUAUACUGUCUAUAAUAUUCUGAAAUAUAAUUUUAAUGUAUGUUUUCAAAAUCAGAAACGCUGUCAAAAUGCCAUACAUAUUGCAUCUAAACUGAAACGAAUGGCCAAACGGAACCAUGUCGCAAAUAAAGACUUUUCAAAAAAAGUGUUUAUAAUACCGCUUGUGACUAGACAAAACAAGAAAAAAGAAGCUACUCCACCUGCAAGAUUCUCAAAAAGACAAUUGGAUUUGAAAGGGAUACAAGAGGCAAAUGAUACAGAGGAGAAGAGGAACUGUCAGAAGAUGGUUAGCAAGACCGGUUUGAAAAAUAUGAUCGCUGAUGCAAGGACUGUAUGGUCUCUGCAUGAUGAAGAGAUCAUCUCUAUCGAAACAGCUGAAACUGUCAAGCUUGGCCAAGAUAAUGGACCCACUGACUUCUGCUUAAAGGAGUCUGAUGUUCACUCUGGGGUCACAGAGCAAACCCCAUGCCCAGAGAACUACCAAGUUGACAUUUGCAGGAAAAUGAUCAAUGAAAUUGUUACGAGUGGUGAAAUGCAACAGAUGAGAUGGAUUUUUGUACCUUUUUCAAACUGUUUUGGUGUUGGGACUGGUUCGGAAAAGAAAUUUCAACAAAUCCUUGCUGAAUACAGAUCAGACAUCCUACCACUGGUAGUUGAGAAACAUUGUGGCUUUAGUUCCACUGAAAAGACAAUGAUGUGCCUUGUAAGUCAGCUCUUCUGUGGCUUACAUUUGAUUGAUGGCUUAGCUCACCAGGCAAAAACAACUCUUCUACUUUGGGAAAAUAUGAUUUUAGGAGAUAAAGAAGUAGGAGUCCAUAGCUCCCCUAACAUUGGGACAACAGAGUUGGAGUCUGGAACAGUGCGUUUGGUGAGUUCUGUGAGUGAUGCUGUGCAAGAGCUUGGAUGGGCAGAGGACGGUCAGCUUGUUCCGUUCGAAAGCUUUUUGACCAGCAAAAAAGAAUUUGAUGAAGUUCCUUUGUCUCUAUCCAUUGGACACAGAAUUGAUGGUCUGUUUCAUAAUUCUGCUGGAGUGUGUAGCAUCCAUGAUGAUUUGGUUGAGUUUACCAGUACGUACGGAGCUGAGAGUAGUUUGCUUGCUGCAGUUGUUGCUGAUUUGGAGGUUCAACAGUUCAAGGCCGGAUGCAGAGCUCUGGGUCUGGUUUCCAAGCUUAUCAUUGAUCCUCUCUGGAGAGCCUUAACUUUGAAGGGAAACGUGUUGGAGAUGGAAGAAAGAUACCAAACCCUUGUUACCAAACUCAAGGAAUGGCAGGAAGAUGGGAGAGACCUUGUUAAAAGAAAUGCAUGCUUGUUUGAUGACAUUGAUGUACCCAAGAACCUUGUGUUUGACAGGCUUACCAUGUGGACCGACACAGACUUUUUUGAGUUGACUGUUCAGAUUGUUGAGUUGAUCCUAGCCAGUUUUCUGAAGGUAUGUUCUAUGAUGCUUCCAGUCGAACCAGAGCUCCUGUCAAAGAAAAAUGAUCGAUUCAGGAAGGAUUUGGCAAUAUUAGAUCAAUUGCAAAAAGCUAAGUCAAAUGCAGUCAGUAUUGCCAUUGAAGGCAUGGACAUGUGCAAGAAGAAUCACACUUGGGAAUGGCUGUCCUUUUUGGAUGAACCAAAAAUAGUGUCAAUGAGGAAAACAUUCCAGACAGUGUAGGCAAAGGAAGAAGAAAAGCUCUCUGCCACACCUGCAGAAGAAUGGAAAUGGUAAAGGAAUAGACAUGAGACAGGAUAUGUAUUUUUUAAUUUUAAUUUAUCUAUUUACUAAUGAACCACAGUACAGAACCUUUUAAUAGCAUGGCAUCUUUCAAAAAAUGCAUGGAAUGUGCUAUUUUUUUCUAGCACCUUAGCUUUUGUGUUUAGACUGGUGAAAGAUAAACAGCAAUGCAACCUCAGAUGAGUUCAGACAAGUAGAUACAAGUAUAAUAUAGUUACAUUAUAUACCUAUUUUGUGGUAUACUGUAUAGCCUAAAUAUGUUCAAACGUGGUGUCAGUAAAUGUUGAAUGUCGAAUAACGCUUAUCCAUUUUGUACCACAUGUGAAUGGUUCCACGUGCUUACCUGUUUUUAUAUUGUUUGAAAUCCAAUGUAGAGGUUUUUCAGGAAGUGUGCUGUCAGGAAAAGUGUAGAGGCAAUAGUUGAAUUUGCAGAUUCCCUUGGCCUUCUAUUCCCUUUUGAUGCCUGGUCAUGUUUAUGAAAAAAAGAACAUGAUCAUUUUGAAAUGAGACCAGUCGUUAUUUUAGUGUUAUUAGCUGAUUUCUGGACCAUUUUCCCCUCACUUUUUGUAUGACCAUUGAAUUGCCUACUUGAAUGGUCAACUUAAAUAGAAACAAGAUGGAGAGCAAGGCUCUGAAAGUUGUCAACUUUUCCACUGUCAAAAUGAGUCAUGCUUUGUUUUAAUUGUUUUUAAAUACAUUUUUAAAUCAUAUUUUCGUUAUCCAUUUUUGAGAGCCUGUUUUAUCUCUAUAUUUUUGUUGGAGAUCAAGAUGUUUUCAUUAGGACAAAUGCACACUGGACUGCAGUGCUUUUCUAUCUGCUGCAGCAUUCAACCUUCCACAUUACUGUAGACUUCAGGAAGAACAUGCUUUUAGAUAUAAACAUCAAAUAAUUAGCAUAAGGCCGAGUUCCAGGUUUGUGAUGUCCACCAUGAGAGAUUCUUAUUGAAGUUUAACCAGUGACUAUCCUCUGCUUGAAACAAUUACGGGAUGUGAAGUCUGAUUCUGUUCUCAACUUGUUGACCUGCCCUGAGGAUGUUGAACACCACUGUUACACCUUCAGCCAUUUAUUUUUUUCCUGUCAGUCGAUGGGCUGACUGACCUCAAGGCGCAGAAGGUGUUUUAAGGUAUAGGAGGAGGUCUGGUCAUCUAGUCUGGUGCAGUGGGGUGUUCCAGGUCCGCAACACUUGAGGAGAAAACUUCUUAAUCAUGAUAAGGUCCUCUGCUUGCCAUACUAGAGGGACAUAGUCUGUUUCUAUCCUCAACUUGCGGACCUGCCCUGAGGAUGUUUUACACCACUGUUGCGCCUUCAGCCAUGUUGAUUUCCGACUGGUUGUCUUUGGACUACAUGCCAUGGGCUGACUGACCUGAACCUUUACCAGAACAGAAAUACAAUGUUCAUCAGACUUUCCUCACAUUGGAUUACUCUCUGAUUAGUUAUGAGGUCACAGGAAAUGGACUCAUUACUCAUAAAUCAUUGCAGCUCACUUGACUGCUUCUGACUGUGGGUAGCAGAGCUCUCUGGUGUUUCACUAUUUGAAAUUAAACAACAAAAAUGUAAAUGACCAUUGUUUUACACUUCCGACAUAUCGCGGCAGUAAGAGUAGUAUUCUACCCGACUCAUAUAAACAAUAUCCUUGAGUGUUUCGUUGAUGAAUGUAUCUUUAUAAGAUUGUAUUCCUUUUUUACCUGUAAAAAACCUGUAGACAUGCAUGACCCUGUAAAUAUUUUCAAGGAACAUAAAUCUCACUACUUGGUAUUUUUAUAUGGGGAUUGUGAGAAAUAUAUUUGUAAUGUACUUUUGUAUGUUAAUGGUAAAUCAAAAUAGUUUUAAUUGGACUAGUCCAUAAGAUUUUUGUUAGGAUUUGUUUGUCUUCACCAACUGUUCUUAAUUAUGCAACCUUUUUUGUCCAAUUAUCUCCACGUAAUACAGCCAUCUUUUCCAUUCUUGGU